AUUUUUGCUGUUGAGUAACUGCAUGCUGUGCUGGAGAGGGUGAGAGAAGGAGCAAGUUACGGGAAUAAAGUGCGUCUCGUGGAUCUGGUCAGAGGCCCCUCUUUCCAUUCCCCUUCCUGCUCAGACACCUCUCUUUUGCUGCUGGUGUCCACUUGAGUCGGGUGGGGGCAGGCCCUAGAGAGGACAUACAAUGGAGCGAAGAGCCUGUGGCAACUGGGUUGUUGUAUUGCUAAGAGGGGGAUGGGGUAGAGAGAGGACUGGUUCACGCAGCUAACACAGCCUGCCGGCUGUAGGCUUGCACAGCCUUCCCACCCCACUUGAACCCACUGUUUCCAGGCGAGAGCCUGCUUUCCUGGAACAGCCAUGCUCUGCCCACUUGGACAACACUAAGGAUUACUAACCGAUAGGUGUGGGAUUUUAGUAUACAUACUGGAAUCUGGAGAACCACGUAUCUCUGUGGAUGAACGGGAGAAAAAGAAACGGAAAACUUCAGUGCAGUUCUUUUGAAUGUAGUUUUUUUGUGGAUUUCAUGAAUGGAUUACAAGAUGUAUGCCAAGUCAAACGAUUUGCUGGAUUUUCAAAAGCUGGACGCCCUCUUGGAAAAAAUUGCACAUUCAGUCUCUCUAAAGAGAGAGUCCAGCGAGGAGUGCAAUGGGAUUGGCGGUGCUCUAUCAGUGGAGUCUGUGUCGGGGCCAAGACUGAACUGGUGUUCUGCCAACACCACUGCCCCUGCUCCUGCUCCAGCUCCCGUGACGGGGCCCGAGCCUACGCCCAUCCCUGUCAGAAUGGGGGACGGGGUGGACACAGCGCAAAUGUCGGGCAGCGGCAGCAGCAGCCAGGGGCAGGCCCAGAAUCCUAUAAACCCACCACCUCCAGAGUACAUCAGUCCUGACAGGCCAAAACGCCAGACUAAUCAGCUGCAGUACCUGCUCAAGGUGGUGCUGAAGUCUCUGUGGAAACAUCAGUUUGCCUGGCCUUUCCAGUCGCCAGUGGAUGCAGUCAAACUUAACCUUCCUGACUACUACACAAUAAUAAAAAAUCCUAUGGACAUGGGAACAAUCAAGAAAAGGCUUGAGUACAGUUACUACCGGAAUGCCCAAGAAUGUAUCCAAGACUUCAACACAAUGUUUACCAACUGCUACAUAUACAACAAGCCUGGAGAUGACAUAGUCUUAAUGGCCAAGGCACUAGAGAAGCUGUUCCUUCAAAAGGUCUCUGAAAUGCCUGAGGAAGAAACUGAGAUUGUUGUCAUGACAGGGAAAGGACGAGGCCGUGGCCGGAGAGACGGAGGGUCGAACUUGAAACCAGGGCCCAUUGUUGACUCAUCAUCUACAAUUCCUCAGACACGUGGUCUUUCCAACCUCUCAGCAGUACCACAGACCAGAGGACCAGUGCAGGGCCCGCCUACACUACCUCCCCAGCCUUUGAUGCAGGCCCUGCCGUCCCAUGUGCCUCCAAUACCCAGCCAUGCCCCACAGCUCGGACCUCCUUAUUCACUGGGCCAAUUGGACUGCAGCCCUCAAGUUCCCAUCAUCACUUCUGUGCCUCCCCCUGCUCAGACGUCCCUUCCCCCAGCAUCAAUCCAGAGCGCUGUACCCAUGAUGCAGAACCCUGUAACUAUGACCAAACAAAGAAAGAGCCAGAAAAGAAAAGCAGACACUACAACGCCCACAGCAAAUGACCAGCUGAAUGAGUCUUCGCCAGCAGAGUCCAAAUCUGGAAAGACAUUACCCCGGCGAGAGAGUGCCCGGCCCAACAAAAUAAUGAAGGAGGCUCCAGACUCCCAGCAUCAUAUUGGCAUGGGGAUAGCAUUGAGUGCAUCAAGUGGAGGUCAUAGCCCUAAACCACAGGAUCAGCUGGGCUAUUGUGCUAGCUUGGUUCGGGAAAUGCUGUCAAAGAAGCAUACAUCUUAUGCCUGGCCGUUCUACAAACCAGUAGAUGUUGAUGCGCUGGGACUACAUGAUUACCAUGAAAUCAUCAAACAUCCCAUGGACCUCAGCACCAUCAAGGCCAAACUUGAGAACAGAGAAUAUCGGGAACCCCAGGAGUUUGCUGCAGAUGUAAGAUUAAUGUUUUCCAACUGCUACAAAUAUAACCCACCAGACCACGAGGUAGUGGCUAUGGCACGGAAACUGCAGGAUGUUUUUGAGAUGCGUUUUGCCAAGAUGCCAGAUGAACCUGAGAGCAAACCCCUGGUAUCUGCUCCAGCUCCUGCACUUCACCAUCCAGCCCCAGUUAAGCCCCAGCCGCCUUUGGGCCGGGUCUCACCCUCUUCGGACAGUUCCAGCGAUUCAUCCUCUGAGUCAGAGUCUUCCACUGAUGACUCCAAGGAGGAGCGAGCCCAGAGGCUGGCUGAGCUUCAGGAACAGUUGAAGGCUGUCCAUGAGCAGCUAGCUGCACUCUCCCAGCCACAAGCCAGCAAACCAAAGAGAAAAGAGAAGGAAAAGAAAGAGAAGAAAAAAGACAAGCAUAAGAAAAAAGGUGUGCCUGGCCUUGUAGAAGACGUCCAGGAUGCUACACCUGUUUCACAGCUCUCUAAGAAAAGCAAGAAUAUUAACAACAGUAACAAGGAAGUUGCACCUAAGAAGAAGAACAGUAAAAAAGAGUGGACAAAAAGCAAUAAUCCCUCCAACCUGCAGCCUGCUCCCGCCACAGAAGAUGAUCUUGGAGCAACUGGGUCAUCGGCUGCUGGGGAAAAGUGCAAGCCGAUGACAUAUGAGGAGAAGAGACAGCUAAGCUUGGACAUCAACAAACUCCCUGGUGAUAAACUAGGCCGCGUGGUGCAUAUCAUCCAGUCUAGAGAGCCCUCGCUAAAGAAUUCAAACCCUGAUGAGAUUGAGAUUGACUUUGAGACCCUUAAACCUUCCACUUUGCGUGAAUUGGAGAGAUAUGUGUCUUCCUGCCUCCGCAAGAAGAAAAAGGUCCCAGUUGAGAAGCCAGUGGAGUCAAUGACUUCUUCCAAAAAGGCUGACUCUACUUCCGAGAGCACUGGCUCUAGCUCAGACAGUGAAGCUGAAGGAACAGCAACAACAAAACAAAAGAAGAAAAGUCAAUCUGUGAAAGAGGGCAAGAAGGUGCAGCCCAACACUCAGACUGGCCCUGCACAGACUAGCCUUACUCAGACUGUCCCACCUCAGACUGGGCUUUUUACCCAAGCUACAGCAGUUCAGUCCAACACUCAGAUGAAGCAACAUCAGCCAUCUCCUGCAAACUUUAUGGCUCCACCUUUAACAGCUCUGGAAUCUUCCCAGAUUUUGGAGACUAGCUUUGAGUCCCUGCCGCAUUUUAGCCACCCUUUAAUGCAUCUGUCCCAUCACACUGGCAACUCCACCUCGCCCGCACCUCCACACCUCAACGCUCCUUCCGCUGCUGGUCCAGUGUCCCCAGAGACCCACCCCUUCCUCAACCAGCAUCCAAUUAUCACAUCUCCAGCUUUGCACAGUUCCAUGCCUCAGCAGCCAUCUCGACCAAGUCACAAGGCAGCACCGCUUCAUCCCAAACUUCCUCAGCAGCAACCGGUCCCGCCUCAGCAGCAACCAUCCCUGCAGCAACCGCAACUUCCACCCCAGACAGCACCACCACCUCAACACCAGCUGCCUGCUCAGAUCCUCCACCCCCCACGACCACUGCAUCAACGGCCAAUGUCACCACCAACGCUCACGCCGCAGGGCUUACUGUCCUCCCAGCCUCCCCAGAUGCUGCUGGAGGAUGAUGAAGAGCCAGGGUCUAUGCCUAUAAACCAAGUACAAUUAUACCUUCAACAGCUUCAGCAAACCCGUCAGCCCCAGCAGUCCAUUCAGUCACUCCAGGCCCAGGCUCAUCAGCAGCAGCAGUUGCUGCAGCAGCAGCAGCCAGGUCAGACUUCUCUCCUGCAGUCUGUCCAAGCUCAAUCUCAGCUUCCACCCCAGACCUCCCUGCCUCCUCCACAACUCCCUGUGCACUCUCAGGCCCAACCAGCACCAUUGCAUCAAGUGCUGCCCCAACAGAUGCCGUCGCACCAUGCCCGCCGUAUGCAGCACGCUCAGCAGCAGCAGCAGUUGAGCUAUCAGCAGGGUCCUGUCGUCGUCAGUCAGUCACAGGCAUCCCAACACAAAGUUUCCAUGCCUACCAACAAAGCACAGCAGAUCAUCCAGCAGCCACAAGAACAACCCUCUCCUCGACAGACCAAGGCUGACCCUUAUAGCACAAGUCACAUAAGGGACAGUCCGUCUCCUCUCAUGAUGCAUUCCCCUCAACUUCCCCAGUAUCCAUCAUUAGCUCACCAGUCUCCACCUCAUAACAUGCAGCCCAAAAAGCAGAGGGCGCCUGUGAACCAAGCUGUGUUAAAGGAGGAGAAACUUUCUCCAUCACCAGUGAUGAGAAUAGAGCAAUUUAACCCCGCCACGAGACCAGACCAUCACAAGCAUCCAGAUAAGUCUUCACAACAUGGCCAUGGACAACAGAAUGUGAAGUCUGUGGACAGUUCGAGGCCUGUCAUCCGCUCCUCUGAGCCUACUGUGUCACCAUCUUCCCUGCAGGACAAGGAUAAGUUUAAACAGGAGCCUAAGACACCUGUAGCCCCCAAAAAGGUACAGGAUGUGAAACUCAAAAAUAUGGGCUCAUGGGCCAGCCUGGCACAGAAGUCCACAUCAACACCUUUAUCUGCAGUCAAGUCAUCGAGUGACAGUUUUGAACAGUUCCGUCGUGUUGCACGAGAGAAGGAGGAGCGGGAAAAGGCCUUGAAGGCCCAAGCUGAGCAGGCAGAAAAAGACCGGCUACGCAGAGAGCAGGACAAGCUACGGAGUCGGGACGAGGACGACAUCAUGGAGCCAAGCAGACGGGUGCACGAAGAGCCACGGCGGCGUCAAGAGCAGCAGCAGCAGCAGCACGUCCAGGUUCCUUCACAACAACAACAACAGCAGCAGCAGCAGCCGCCACCGCCGCCGCAGCAGCCAGAGCCGCAGCCAGCUACAAUACAGCAACCACCCCAACCCCCCACACCCCCUCAGCCUGCCACACAGAACCCAUUAGACCAACAGAGGGAGCUAGCACGCCGCCGAGAGCAGGAGAGGAGGCGACGAGAAGCGAUGACUGCAACAAUUGAUAUGAAUUUCCAAAGUGACUUAAUGGCUAUCUUUGAAGAAAACCUGUUUUGAGAAGAGGAGCAACUGAAGCAGAACUGCAAAGACAAAUAAAUUAACAAAGAGAGAGAGAGAGCGAGAGAGAGAGAGAGAGACACUUCCAGAAUGGACACUUCCUCCAAAGAGGAAUUUGGUGACCAUCACAUGUCACAAAGGGCCGUGGACAGUUCACUUUGACCCUGUGGAACUAAAACUCACCUGUUUCUGAUGUCAUUUCUUGGGGAUUUGGCAUUAAAGAAAAAAGAAGACUGAGAGGAGAAGGACGACUCCUGGUGGCACAGAUGCUUUUGUCACAUUUUUCUUUUUACAGAGUGCGUGAGCACGACAAUAAUUGAUAUCGUAGUAACUAUGAAAAUGCUCUGAUAAUGUACUGACAGACGGUGCAGAAGUGUUUUAAAACUGCUAGGUGUCUGCAGCAGUGAAGAGAAAAAAAAAAACUGUUUUGUUUGUUGUAAGUGAACACAUGAAGUGGUCGUUAGGGGUGGGGGUUAACUUCCAUACUGUAAAUCCUGUAUAUUUCUCAGCAGAGAAUGUACAGUUUGCCUUACACCUCUUUCUGAACAGACACACAGGUGACAUGACAGAAGUCGGCGCAGCGGAGACCUUUUUCCAUCAUCGAGUAUCUACUGUAAAGAAGUAUUUUCUUAUGCGACAAUAACUGCUUAUUUUGGACUUUUCUUCUUCUUUAGGUCUUUUGAAUCUUCACACCAACACACUCCAUCACCUGUCUAUGCCAAACAACCCAUUAUCUUUUAUGCUAAAGGAUAAAAACGCAGUAGUUAGGUCUUGAAAAUAUAUGCACCAUAGUUCCAGCGAGUGUUUAUCAGUGUGUGGGAGGGGGCAGGAAUCACUUGACUUUUUCAUCAUGCCUUGUAUUCUAAUUUCUAAGCCGCGACUGCAUCUUGUUGGCAGUCAGCGAACAUCAGUUGAAAUAAUUUCACUGCGGCUCACACCAUAAUGCGUAUUAAAGAGUUCACGACGUUGUCGAAAACGUUCUCCGUCGUCGCACUACUAGAGCCGUAAAACGGAGAGGCGGAGCUUCUCGGCUGUUCUCCGUUUUGUCACGCUGAAGGUUUUGAUCGCUUGGCAACAAAGAGUAAUAGAAACGUGGAAGGAACAGUCAAGGCGACACGAUGAAUACUUAACACCUUAAUAGCUGUUACUUGAAUCAGAUGAGUUUUUUAAAAAAUAAUACAAAAAAAAAAAAUAGUUGCAGGAACUGGAAGAAAUUUCUAGUUGGGUCAACCCCCGCAUCACAAUGUUUUCUAAUUCACUGAGGGCACAUUGUUGAUUAUACAAACAGACAAAACAAAUACAGAAGUAACAUAAAAUGCUUGUUUACGGUGGGGGAGGGGGCAGGUUUUUUCUUUCCCCUGUUUGUUCUUGUUUGGUAAUAGUGGAUGUGAGAUCUGUUUUUGGAGACUUUGGACCUGAGACAGGUCAAAAUCCAAAUGCAUCUGUCUGGCUUUCUUGUCUCUCUUUCUUUUUUCCCCCUCCUCUCUCCAGUGCCUGUAUUGUAUUGCAGUUCUCGUUGGCUUAUUACCCUUUGGGUGGGUGAAAAGGUGAGGGGGGGGGGGGGGGUACAUUUUAUAUUUACCAGUGAACAAUAUUCGGGUUUUAAAUAUAGUUUUAGCUGGACUUCUAUGAGUGUACACAUCUGACUACUUACUCAUUUUGUUCAUUCAGCAAAUUUUAGGUAGAUACGUUUCAGUGUCGCCAUGCUAGCGUUUGAGUCUGUGAGCGUGAUUGUGAGUUUGAUGGCAGCGUGACUGUUUCUGUUUUUUAUUUUAUAAAGCGUGUGGUGCAGGGAGGCGUGUGCCCCUUUGUAGAUAAGCAUUAUAUUGAUGAGAGUUAACAGUACUUCAGGAGAACUUGUUUCUGUGCUUAAGUCUCCUUUUUUAUUUCUAUGAAAGUCCACCAUAUAUGAAUAUAUAAUUUUAAUGAUUUGACAGGUUUCGAAAGGGUAAAAUUACCUUCAUUCCUGUUUAGUCUUUCUUCUCCCCCUUUUUUCCCCCCACAGUAACAUAAUGUUGGACAUAAUGUGCCAUGGGUUCUACAGAGAAUGUGCUGAUCUGCAGCUUAGCCCAGAGUUCGAAUUAUUCAGGUAUUUUAUUUUGUGUUACGUUUGUUCUGUUUUGGGGUUCGUGUUCCAACAUUUUCCUCGAUUAUCGUUUGAUAUGAGUGCUCUGUCGAGGUCUCUGAUUCAGUCUGUUAUGAUCAUUGAAUAAACUCAUCUCUUUUAUAGAAAAUUAAAAAAAAUAAAUGAAAA
This is a messenger RNA of Thalassophryne amazonica, 7389 nucleotides long. It is a transcript of the gene brd4, whose product is annotated as bromodomain containing 4. The transcript has 19 exons. Gene Ontology annotation, biological process: positive regulation of transcription elongation by RNA polymerase II; chromatin remodeling. Gene Ontology annotation, cellular component: chromatin; nucleus. NCBI's taxonomy places the organism in Eukaryota, Metazoa, Chordata, Actinopteri, Batrachoidiformes, Batrachoididae. The coding region runs from base 534 to 5135 and encodes 1533 amino acids. The record is from RefSeq and is a predicted model, not a curated record.